UGUAUGUGUUUGAAGUGCAUUAGCGUUGAACUGCGCGAAUAUCUUCCGUUCGGGAAUCUCUCCAGUCUAUUUUGUGAGUCGCGUCGCGUGGUCGGCUCAAAGAGCAAAAUGAUAACUUUGAACAAAGUUUCGCGCCUUUUCGAAUGAAACAUUCCGUACGUUUAUUCCAUUUGUGAACUCCUUGGUGAAAAAAUGAGCACAGAUUAUACAUAUUUUUGAAUUUCGAAAAAGUACUUUAAUAAAACAUAGCCCACGUAAAAUGUGAUUUUUCGUGUCCUAAAGUGUCCGUCAUCAUUAAUAUAACCAUGUACACACCUACGAGCACGAACAUCUCAUACUUCGACGACAACUCGACAUUGUUUGACAGCGAAUAUACGCCAUAUAAAGACCGGGUGGAGACGUAUCUUGUUCCUUUUAUAUUUGCGAUCAUAUUCAUUGUGGGUGUCCUGGGAAAUGGAACUCUUGUGAUAGUGUACGUGAGGCAUAGAGGCAUGAGGAAUGCACCAAACACGUACAUAUUCUCUCUAGCACUGGCAGAUCUCCUAGUCAUUUUGAUCUGUGUCCCAUUCGUGUCCACAAUCUACACUCUGGAGUCAUGGCCAUGGGGUGAAGUCAUCUGCAGGCUCUCUGAAACGGGCAAAGACAUCAGCAUCGGAGUAUCUGUCUUCACGUUGACUGCAUUGUCAGCUGAACGGUACUGCGCGAUCGUCAAUCCAUUUAGAAAAUUACAAUUACGAAAAUUGCCAUUGGUUUGCGCUACAUUCAUCUGGGCGGCCGCUUUGCUGUUUGCAGCUCCGGCAGCGAUAUUUUCCAACACCUCGACGGCUCAUAUCCAUAACAAUGUCACUAUUCUCUAUUGCUCGCCGUAUCCACCUGGAUGGACGAAUUAUCCUAAAUGGAUGACGUUAGCUAAGGCGCUCAUUUACUACGCAUUGCCACUACUGGUGAUCGCGUUCUUUUAUGUCCUAAUGGCUCAAAGGCUGUUGGCCAGUACGAAAGAGAUGCCCGGCGCAUUACACGCAGGGCAAGGAGAGGCUCAGGCGAAAGCUAGGAAAUCUGUCGCAUGUAUGGUCUUGAUAUUCGUUAUAGUGUUUUUCAUAUGCUUUCUACCAUACCACGCAUUGGAAAUGUGGUUUUACUUAUCUCCAACUGCACAAAGUGAUUACAACGACUGGAUCCACGCUAUGAGAAUAAUGGGUUUCUGUCUUAGCUUCCUCAACUCAUGCGUCAACCCAGUAGCAUUAUACUGCGUGAGUGGUGUCUUCAGACAGCACUUCAAUAGGUACCUGUGCUGUCGCCGUGGCGCCCUACACCCUACUUGCAGCUCCAGAUUGUCUCGGACAGCCAUUUGUGAAACGUCCUUUAGGAGCACGCAGCGGCUUCGAUGUAAUAGGAACCCUACAGAGAGCGUCGUCAUUUCCAACUAUGACUACGGAAGUAAAAAGAAAAAUAAUUUAAUAUCCAGAAACAGCGAUGGUGUCACAAUCAUGACCAUCAGAGACUCCAAUGAUUUCCUCACCGACGUCAAUGAAAAAUGUAUUAACAGAUAAAUUAUUUGUAAUUAUUUUCCUUGUAAUUUUUUUUCAUAUUUUACAGAUUUAUUAUAGUUUAGGACCUUGUAUAAGAAGGAAAUUGGAUCAAGGAAUUGCUAGUAGAGAUUGAAAUAAAAUAUCUUAGUGGGAGGUUGUCGGAUGUUUAUCUACUACACUUGCUUCUGUAAUUUAAUUAUGUUAAAGAGUUAAACUCGAUUCAAUGGCUUUCCAUUCAUCCAAGUUUGACUUGAAACAAAAGUUUGUUUUUAUUUGAAGUAUAAACUCAAACAAAGAAUUAAUACAGUAUUUGUGUUACACACAUUGUAAGCGUUUAUUAUUCAUAAAAGCUAAUCAGUCGUAUCAUUUGUCUCUUUUUAUCACAGCGAAAAGCUUAUUUGACAGAAAGAGACAAUAAGAACAGAUUAAGUUUCUACACAGAUGUAAACUGUAAAAUACUAGUCAAACUGUAUAUAGAGUUAUCAUUUUAUUUAUUAUCAGUAGUAAAUAUUUAUAUAAAUAAGCAACUUACAAAUAAAUAAUUAAUAUCAUAGUAGGUAUAAGUCUUAAAUAUAUAGAUUCUCCAUUCCAUAUAUCAAUGUGUUAAUUGGUUAGGAUGUAAAGUAUUAUAACUGUAAUCAUUGCGUGUUAAUUAAGUGCGAAACUACUGCUUGAGCAUUUUGAAACCUCAGUCUCAAAUAGUUAAAAAUUGUCUUCAUUUAUAUCACUUCCCAAAUGUUUUUCUUUAAUCGUGAUUUUAUAUUAUUUUAUUAAAAUUAAUAAGAAAACUAGA
This is a messenger RNA of Pieris napi, 2322 nucleotides long. RefSeq names its product neuropeptide CCHamide-2 receptor-like (gene NGR-A14). Gene Ontology annotation, cellular component: membrane. Lineage: Eukaryota; Metazoa; Arthropoda; Insecta; Lepidoptera; Pieridae. The coding region runs from base 306 to 1550 and encodes 414 amino acids. Gene Ontology annotation, molecular function: G protein-coupled peptide receptor activity. The record is from RefSeq and is a predicted model, not a curated record. Gene Ontology annotation, biological process: G protein-coupled receptor signaling pathway. The transcript has 8 exons.